CUGGAUAUUCGGUAUCGAUUCAGAGUAAACCAGAUAUAUAAAUUCCAAAUCUGAUUGUUUCAAUAAAUUGAAAGAAUUCAAAUCUAUCCAAUAUUUGGUUGCAUUGUGAUCACCCAAUUAGGUGGAGGGAGUACAAAGUUCAUGCAAAAUAAAGGCAAACUUAGCCAUGCAAAUCCCAAAUAUGUUAGUAGUCUUUUCCCUCUUAAUUCCACUAAUAUUACCAUUCAAUACUCAAGCAUUCAAUCAAAGCAAUAAAUUCAAUUUUCAAAUAUCCACCACCGACCCGUUCGAAUUUCUCGGUUUUGUUCUGAACCCGGAUGGAUCAUUAACCCGAAACCGAAAUCCGACAGUACCACCCAACACAACUUCAUCUCUUGCUUUCUCCAAAGAUAUCCCUCUCAAUCCAAAAAAGAAAACUUGGAUCCGGGUCUACUUACCCAACAACACCAAACCCAGAUCCGGUAAACCCCCAAUUAUUAUCUUUUCCCAUGGUGGUGGGUUCAUUGUAGGAAGCGCAGCCGCACCCGACGUCGAUUCAUUUCUCUCCAUUACAGCGAGUCAACUCAGCAUGCUAAUCGUCUCCGUCGAGUACCGACUCGCUCCCGAGCACCGCCUUCCAGCCGCCUAUAACCACGUUGUAGAGGCGUUGUAUUGGGUUAAGGAAAAGAAAGACAAUUGGGUGAAAAAAUUUGGGGAUUUUACAAAUUGUAUCAUAACGGGUGAAAGUGCGGGAGGAAAUAUUGCGUACACUAUAGGGGUAAAAGCAUCUCAUUUUGCAAAAAAAAAUUAGUGCCUUUGGAAAUUAAAGGUAUGGUUUUAAUCCAACCAUUUUUUGAUUAAUCGAACUGAAUCCGAGUUGACUGCACGUGGUGCAUUACUUUAGAAGUGACGGAUUUAAUGUGGAAUUUUUUUCUAUCCCAUGGGGCUAAUUGAAAUCAUCUAUAGUAAUCCUAGUAUUGACGGAUUUAGUAAGUGGGACCAAAUUAAAAAGUUGAGUUGGAAGGUUGCAUUCUUAGCAUGUGAUGGAGAUGGACUUUUUGACAAGCAAGUGGAAGUGUUCACAUUAAUGAAUAAAUAUGGGGUGAAUGUGUAGGAAAAUUUAGAUGGUAAAAUAGUGAAUGAAUUUAUUUGGAGAGGAAGAUGAGUGAAUAUGUAGAAUGAAUAUUGUUCUUCAUUGCACAAAAAAUUGAUUACAUCAAUGGGUAUUUAUAGUGCAAGUUUACUAAAAUAUCUUAGAUAUUUUUAUUUUUUUAAUUACUUUUCUAGGAUCUUCCAUUAU
Molecule: messenger RNA, 1279 nt
Organism: Amaranthus tricolor (Joseph's coat)
Lineage: Eukaryota; Viridiplantae; Streptophyta; Magnoliopsida; Caryophyllales; Amaranthaceae
Product: carboxylesterase 1-like
Exons: 1
Coding region: 167-790 (207 amino acids)
Molecular function (GO): hydrolase activity
Source: RefSeq, a predicted model, not a curated record